Molecule: messenger RNA, 937 nt
Organism: Drosophila novamexicana
Lineage: Eukaryota; Metazoa; Arthropoda; Insecta; Diptera; Drosophilidae
Gene: Not11
Product: CCR4-NOT transcription complex subunit 11
Exons: 5
Coding region: 215-904 (229 amino acids)
Biological process (GO): negative regulation of translation; mRNA catabolic process
Cellular component (GO): CCR4-NOT complex
Source: RefSeq, a predicted model, not a curated record
ACGAUGCAGUUGAGCUUAUCUAUAAAAACAAACACUUCAAUUAUAUACGGAUUCCAAAUUAUAGAUUCUAAAUUAAUGAAUAAAACAUUGUAUAUAGCUUAUGAUCCUGUUGUGAGUGAAUCUCUAUCGUUGGGUCAGCUCUAAAUGGUCUAUGAUAUUGAUAAGCAAAUAUAAGUUAUUUCUAUGCCAAUAAAAAUAUUUUGGUGGAACGAAGAUGUUUUUAUCAAUUGCCCCACCAUUGAUGGACUUUGAAGACGAAUUGCUAUGGGUAAACCAGCUAAGCAAUCAAAAUCUGACUGUGUUAUAUGAUAAAUCAAAUUAUGUUACUCCCAACACAAAACUUUUAAUUGAGCAAGCUUUCAUUCAGCCACUUAGUCUACAAGAUCAACAAAUUCUUUUCGAUGACUUACAAAAACAAAGUCGAAAUAUCGCACAUCAAUAUGGAUUGACACCGGCUAAACUUCCUCAGCUUGUUGAAAACAAUCCUCUCAUUUCAAUAGAGAUCUUACUAAGGCUUAUGAUAAAUACCGACAUAACGGAAUAUUUCAACAUUCUGGUUAAUAUGGACAUAACACUACAUUCGAUGGAGGUUGUAAACAGAUUGACUACAUCUUGCCCUCUACCCACCGAAUUCAUCCAUUUAUACAUUAGUAAUUGCAUAUCUGCUUGUGAAACAGUUAAAGACAAGUACAUGCAGUCGCGGUUGGUUCGAUUAGUUUGUGUAUUCCUUCAAUCUUUGAUCAGAAACAAGAUUAUAAAUGUUAAGGUGCUCUUCAUUGAAAUUGAAGCAUUUUGUGUUGGAUUUAGUAAAAUUAAAGAAGCUGCUGCUUUAUAUCGCCUUAUAAAACACUUGGAAACCGGAGACACUAUUCAAACCGCAAAUUCAUUAACAAAUAAUAAAUAACAACAGGUUUACAAAUAAAAAGAUAUUAAAUUA